This is a messenger RNA of Empidonax traillii (willow flycatcher), 1319 nucleotides long. Its product is annotated as collagen alpha-1(XXI) chain-like. Lineage: Eukaryota; Metazoa; Chordata; Aves; Passeriformes; Tyrannidae. The transcript is spliced from 13 exons. The record is from RefSeq and is a predicted model, not a curated record. Bases 112 to 1068 code for a protein of 318 amino acids.
CCUCAGGGAAUUCCUGGAAUCCCUGGAAAUCAAGGAGUCAAAGGACAAAAGGGUGAAAUUGGACCGCCAGGUCAACCAGGAGCAAAAGGGUCACCCGGAGAUACUGGUUUGAUGGGACCAGAAGGUUCACUUGGUCUACCUGGAGCUCCUGGGCCUAAGGGUGAUAAAGGUGAACCGGGAAUUCAGGGGAAACCAGGAUCGUCAGGAGCCAAGGGAGAACUAGGAGUACCAGGUGCUCCAGGUGAACCAGGCUACCCAGGCAUUCCUGGUAUCCAGGGCAUAAAGGGUGACAAAGGAAACCAAGGUGACAGUGGAAUCCAGGGAAUGAAAGGAGAAAAAGGAAGACAAGGAAAUCCAGGCUUACAGGGAGUAGAAGGAUUGAGUGGAGAACGAGGAGAGAAAGGUGAGAAAGGAGAUCCAGGCAUUCCAGGCAUAAGUGGACAAAAAGGAGAAUCUGGUGUCCAGGGUUUGGUUGGACCUCCUGGUCUCAGAGGUCAGCCGGGAGACAGAGGACUCCCAGGACCACCUGGAUCAGAUGGAAAGCCUGCACGAGAAUUUUCAGAAGAAUUUAUUCGACAGGUGUGUUCAGAUGUACUGAGAACCCAGUUGCCUGCCAUCCUCCAGAGUGGAAGACUACAAAGCUGUAACCAUUGUCAGUCCCAAAGUGCUCCCCCAGGACUUCCAGGACCACCAGGUCCAAGAGGCCCUGAAGGACCAAGAGGGUUUCCUGGUUUACCAGGGAAUGAUGGCAUCCCAGGGCUGAUGGGCAUCCCAGGUCGCCCUGGGGCUCGUGGAACAAGAGGACUACCAGGGAAAAACGGUGCAAAAGGCAAUCAAGGAAUUGGGGUUCCUGGGAUCCAAGGCCCCCCAGGACCUCCAGGUCCUGAAGGUCCGCCAGGUAUGAGUAAGGAAGGACGUCCAGGGGAGCGUGGGCAGCCUGGUAAAGAUGGAGAUCGUGGCACUCCGGGAAUGCCUGGACCAGUCGGACCCCCUGGAAUUUGUGAUCCAUCGCUAUGUUUUAGUGUAAUUGUGGGGAGAGAUCCAUUUAGAAAAGGGCCAAAUUAUUAAUUUGUGAUAAUGAUAAUUUAGAAGAAUAGGUAUGGUCUUCUAUGGUCUUUCAAAUCUCAGGAAGGUGACCAGCAAUAAUCCAAUAAACAGGAACAAAAGUACCUCUGACAUUAGAAACAUUAUAAACAUUAUAAAUAAUGAACCCAAAGGUUAUACAUUCCUUUAGACAAGAAACUCCAAAACUCCAAUGACUUUUUUUUAUACCUUGCACUGGUUGAAUAUCAACUGUUUUUGAAGAUAUCAUUAGUUUU